Cavia porcellus (domestic guinea pig) is the source of this 7608-nucleotide messenger RNA. It is a transcript of the gene Nwd2, whose product is annotated as NACHT and WD repeat domain containing 2. Gene Ontology annotation, molecular function: protein binding. The record is from RefSeq and is a predicted model, not a curated record. NCBI's taxonomy places the organism in Eukaryota, Metazoa, Chordata, Mammalia, Rodentia, Caviidae. The transcript is spliced from 7 exons. Bases 152 to 5380 code for a protein of 1742 amino acids.
CCACGAGCUCGCGGGCUGCGCCUCGGGCUCCGAGAGGCUCUGAGCCGCGCCGCCUGCGGACGUCGACUUCGCCGAGCCGCGAGCCGCAGGCAGCAACCCCAGGAGGGCAGCAGGAGGAGGUGGCCGCAGCGGCUGCGCCUCCCGGAGGGCCAUGUGGCCGGCCGGCGCGGGCACCAGGCUGCCCUGUCCCCGGGACUCGGCGCUCCGGCGCGCGGCUUUCUCCGGGAACCUCACGGCCCUGCCUGCGCACCUCGUGCCCGCCGGCCGCAGCGUGCGGGUCUUCAUCAGCGCCAACCCUGAAGAUACAGGAGCAGAAAGACAGGCACUACGAGAAAAUGUGUAUCCUAAACUGAGAGAAUUCUGCAGAGAAAACUAUGGACUGGAAUUUCAGGUCAUAGAUCUGUACUGGGGAGUGGAUGAAGAUGAGUGGGACAGCCCCGAGCUCCAGAAGACACGCAUGAAGCUGCUAGAGGAUUGCUUGAAAACUUCUGCAGGUCCAUGUUUUGUUGGACUAUUAGGUGAAAAAUAUGGGAACAUCCGAAUUCCCGGAGAAGUUGAAGCCUCGGAGUUUGAGAUGAUUUUGGAUGCUGCCAUCGAGGCGAAGUUGGAGACUAAGUUACUGGAAGAAUGGUACUGUCGGGAUGAGAACUCAGUGCCAGCAGCUUAUUACCUCAGACCCAAAUCGGAAAUGCUGAAAAGCAAUAAAAAUGCAACAGAGCCUCCUAGCAACGCUGAAAAUGAGAAGCCGUGGCAAGAGAUAUCAGAUGAGAUUAAGAUGAUAUUUAAGGCCGCAGUCAAAUUGUUACAUGAAAAGGGUAAAAUGAAACACAGCCAAGCUAAGAGGUACCUGUUCUCAGCUAUUGAGGAUGAGUUUGACUUUGCUCUAGGCAAGCAGACACCAGCAUUCCUAAAGAAGUGUGUUUGCUACAUUAGGAAAAUUGCUAACAUUGAGCGCUUUGUGAAAAUCCCAGAGAUGGGGAAAUACAUGGAUAUAACUGGAACAGAACCAAGGAUUAUUCGUGACCCAGAAGCUCAAGAGAAGCUGAUCAAACUCAGGGAUGAAUUUAUUCCUACCAUAGUUGCAUCUUCUAAUCUGAGAGUAUACACAUCUGUUACUCAUUGUGACAUGAAACUGGGCUAUUCUCAAGAAAUAGAAAAUCAUUACAUAGAAGGACUUGGUAAGCAAUUUUAUGAGGACAUGAUUGAUAUAAUUCAGGCAACGGUACAACAAAAUUUUGACACGGAAACUGAUACACUCUACGAUGAGAUCCUGCAGCAUUCGUCGCUUUGUAAAACAUACGCCUCCUUCUAUGAGUACAAAUGUGAGGCAUUGAACAUUGUGCAUAAAUACAUCCUUCCAAGCAAGAUAGGGCACAUCAACCCUCUUAUUAUAUAUGGUGGACCAUGCACUGGAAAGACACUUCUGCUAGCCGAAGUAGCAAAGAAGGCUUAUGGCUGGCUGCAUGAAGACACAGGACCAGAAUCUGACCCAGUAAUAGUUGUGAGAUUUCUCGGAACCACGGACAUGAGCACUGACCUUAGAACUCUCCUUCUAAGUGUUUGUGAACAAUUGGCAGUCAACUACCGGUGUCUGGUUCAGAGCUACCCUAAGAAGAUCCAUGACCUCUGUGACUUAUUUAUAAACCUUUUGAAUGAGUCCUCACUGCAGAGACCUCUGGUAAUAAUAUUCGAUGCCCUAGAGCAACUCUCAGAGAAUGAUGAUGCCAGGAAGCUCUGGUGGCUCCCAGCUCACCUUCCCCGCUUUGUGCGGAUAGUCCUCUCCACACUGCCCAACAAACAUGGGAUCCUACAGAAACUAAGGUGCCUUAUCCAUGAAGAAGACAACUACAUCGAGCUCAUUCCCCGGGACAGGAAGAUGUGCAGCCAGGUCCUCAAACACCAGCUGCUGCGGGUCAAAAGGAAGGUCACAUCAGGCCAGCAGAUUUAUGUGAACAACGCAUUCUCCAAGUGCACGUUGCCAAUGUUUGUGAACCUGACCUUCAGGGAGGUGAGACAUUGGCGAUCUCAUAAAGACGUCGAUGAAUCCUCCCUCUGUGUCACCGUUCAUGAAAGUAUAGAGCAGUUAUUUUGGUCCCUAGAGAAGAAGUGUGGUCCAAAACUGGUCUCUAGGGCUCUUGGUUACAUUACCAUGGCCAAAAUGGGUUUGAGUGAAAUGGAACUGGAGGACGUGUUAGCCCUAGACAAUGGUGUCAUGAACGAGCUCAAUGAAAACAGCAAGCCCAGCAAUCCCCUGAGGGUACCUUAUCUGUACAUCGCGAGACUGAAGGAGGGUCUCACUGGGUACUUAAUAGAAAGGCACGUGAAAAAUGUCACACUCCUGGUCUGGGCCAACAGACAUCUGCAGCUUAUAGCCCAGAAGCUUUAUCUGCAACAGGACAGUGACCUGCGUGAAAUGCAUACCAUCCUGGCAGAUUAUUUUCUGGGGGUCUGGUCAGGGGGCAGGAGGAAAGCUUUCUGCCUUGAAGACUCCUACUUGAAUGGCUGCCUUGACUUGGAAAGUAGAAGCGUACUUGAGGAAGAAAAACACUUCAUGGAGCAAGCCUCCUUUGACAGACAGGCUCCAGACCAGCCCUGGGUUUUCCAGUGUAAUCCACUGGAACCCGACAUCUUUUUCGUCAAUCACCGGAAGAUGUCUGAGCUUUUGCACCACCUGACAAGGUGUGGAAAAACUGAUGACCUACUUUAUGGCAUCAUCAUGAAUUUCAGCUGGCUUUAUACCAUGAUCAAAAUUGGCCAGUUUGACAAAGUGCUUUCAGAUAUCGAGCUGGCUUAUAAUUAUUCUCAAGAGAAGGAGCUAAAAUUCCUGGCCAGCACCCUUCGUGGCAUCAAAAACAAGGUCAUUGCAUUCCCUGGCUCCCUGUCAGCAGAGCUGCAGCAAAGACUGCUGCCUGUUAUAAGUUCCCUGCCCAAACUUAGACACCUUCUUUUAGAAUGUGACAAAGACGGGCCCAAGUAUUGCUCCAUUGUGCCACUGCAUUCAUCCAUGGAUGUGACAUAUAGUCCCGAGCGUCUUCCCUUAUCAUCCAGUCAUCUGCAUGUCACAGAGAUUCUGCCCACCUGCAAUCCUAGUACUGUCCUCACAGCUCUAGAAAAUGGUUCCAUUAGUACAUGGGAUGUAGAAACUCGCCAACUUCUCAGGCAAAUUACUACAGCCCAGUCUGUCAUCCUAGGCAUGAAGCUCACAAGUGAUGAAAAGUACCUUGUGGUUGCUACAACAAAUAACACCUUGCUGAUUUAUGACAAUGUCAAUUCUUGUCUCCUUUCUGAAGUAGAAAUCAAAGGAACCAAGCAUGGAAGCAGCUCUACCUACAUCAAUGGAUUUACACUGUCUGUCAACCAUGCCCUUGCCUGGCUUGAGGCUAGCAAAGAUGUCACUGUCAUUGAUCUGCUCUAUGGAUGGCCCCUUUACCAGUUCCACUGCUGGUAUGAAGUGACCUGUGUUCAGUGCUCGCUCGAUGGGGUGCAUGCUUUCUGUGGACAGUAUCUAAACACUACCACCAUAUUUCAUUUAGGGAGUGGAGAAAAGUUAUGUACGGUGACAUCUGAGUUUUCAGGUGGGUUUGUGAAGUUUCUUCUUAUUUUGGACACAGCUCAAGAGAUGGUAAUGGUAGACAGUGAGGGAAGUCUUUCUGUUUGGAACACUGAAGACAUUUCCAACCCCCAGUUGACCGAUGACUUUGACUGUCGGAGAGAAGACAGCGAAGUGGUCACCAUUGAACUUUCAGAGGACCAAAGUGCAAUUCUGAUUUGUAAGGCUCUCAGCAUUGAACUCUUAGAUACUGGCAUGUGGAAGGUGGCUGAAAAGUUCAGAGCCAAGCACAAUGAACGCUUUAUAUCUGCUGUGCUGUCCAAAAAUGGAGACUGCAUCAUUGCUACCAUGGAGAAUACCCAAGCUGUGUUCUUCUGGAGGCGGGACACAGGACAAUGCAUGGCAAGCCUACAGGAAGUCUCAGGUACCAUAGUUAAAUUGGUGAAAUCCAGUCACCACAAUAUGUUACUGUCGUUAUCAACUAGUGGUGUGCUUUCUAUUUGGGAUGUAGAUAUAAUCACAGCUAUGUCCAACAUAGAUAAGACUGGAAAACCCAUUCAAAGCUUGGUGUUGCCUGCCAGAGGGGAAAUAAUUUACUCACUUGAUGGCUCUGAUUGUGUUCAUAAGUGGAACUUCAGCAGUGGGUUCAUCGAAGCAGUAUUUAAGCAUGAAGGAAUAGUUGAACACUGUGUGUUAACAUCUGCUGGAGACAUAAUGGUGACCUCAGAUGACAAAAGCAGCCAAUAUGUCUGGCACACCAACAGUGGAGAAAACCUCUUCCGAAUCAAUGGGCAGAGAAUCUCUCAGCUGCUAAUUACACACAAUGACCAGUUUGUGGUUUCCCUCUGUGAGGAAAAUGCCUCCAGAGUUUGGAGACUAGCCACGGGCCACAGGGUCUGCAACAUCCUAGCCACUUUGCAGAAUGCCUUUAUUACCUCGGCAAACACCUUUGUGGUGGGAAUGACUAAAAGCAAGGUGUUGGCCGUCAGUCUUUGGACAGGAAGUAUCACCAAGAAAUUCUGCUGCGAAGACGGUACUACCAUUGUGAAUUUUAAACUGAUCCCUGACUGUCCUGACAUCAUCGUGUUUAUCACAUCGGCUGAGACUGUCAACAUCUGGAGCCUGACAGAUGAGGUGAUCUGUCGACGUGUGCAACUUCCAAACAACUUCUUGAAAAAUCUAGAGGAUUUUGAAAUUUCUCCCAAUGGAAAGCUAGGCAUUAUAUCUAGGGGAGAUGAAAAUAUCAACGUGCUAGACUUACACAGUGGUAAACUACGGGUGGUUCAUGCCUCUGGAGUCAUCUGGAGGCAGAGGUUGUCCCGCGAUGGUCGCUACCUGGUAUAUAUUUGUUUCCGGAAUGGGGAGGAGGAGGAUGAAAACGGUGCAAUAUCCAGCUUAAUUGUAAUGAGGCUGGCAGAUGGCAAAAAUAUCGGUGCUUGUUCCCUGUACAAAACACCAACUUUCCUUGCACUCUCUCAGAGGCACCUGAACAUCAUUGUGGGAUUUGACGAUGGGAGUAUAGGGAUAUACACGGUAGUGGACCGUGUAGAUGCUGCGCUGAAGAUUAAGAUCGCCACUUCAAACAGCAGACAGAUUUUCAACAGUGCAACCCAGACAUCCAGACCAAAGUCUAACAGUUACUGUUUUAAAGUGUCUGUGGAUUGCUUAUGGAGAGAGUCCACUGAGGUCUUUGCAAGAGACAGUCCCAUCACAGUAAGUGACUCUUCAGAGUCCAAUGAAGCAACACCCUCGAAGAAACACAACUCUUGUUAUGACCGGGUGUGCGCUGCUCUCGAACCCAGGGGCCACAGCUACAGCCCUGAUAACUGACAAAAUAUUUAUCCUGCUCCAUGGAAAUAUGUGAUCCACAUACAUAAGGAAAAAUGAAGAGUGUCUUCUGGAUCACAAAUGAUAAAGUACUCAUUUGUUUAGAAGACAGCAGAGAUGCUGGGAUUAUAGUGUUUUAUUAAUGUAUUCAUAAUGCACAGAAAUAUGAAAUGAGUUUUGAGUGCUGUCUUUUUUUUAGAAAAUUUCUCAAAGUGGUACAUAAAUGGCUAUUUCACCUGGAAGAGAGAGGAUAGAAGGUUUUAAAAUUAGCUGUGUGGUAAGAAGCAGUACAAUUGAUGUUCUUGGUUCAGAUGAGAGAGGCUACAGUCACAUGUAGACUGUUUGGACUAGCAUUAGUUCUACAAAAAACAGUUGAAAUCAUGGAAAUAAUAGAGCUGUUGGACUUCAAAUGAUUGUGUGACAAGUAAAACACAGCCUUAAUCUCUCUUUACAUUUUCUGAUCCAGACAACUGUGUAAACAAACCUAGUCUGCAGAGGAGAGGUCUAACGGUGCAAAAUCAUGUAACAAAAAUGCCCAAAUAUAUUCCCAGGAAACACGAAGUGUGAGACCAUGAACUGGACUGAGACGAGAACCAGCUACCACUCUCAUAGGGCUACUGCACAUGGCGAGUCAAUCCUCAUUAAAAUACAGUUCCAACAAGUGCAUGAAAGGGUUUCUGUACAGUGGAAUACAUGAUUUGUAAACUAUUUACUUCUGGGGCUACAAAGAACAUGUUUAAUAAGAAACCACAAUUUUUUCACAUCUUUUUUGAAAUGCAUAUUUGUGCUGAGUGUAAAGAAGUACAGAAUGGGCAUUACAAAUUUGAUCAAAACACUUGGUCAUUUCUAUCAUUGUACUAAUAAAAAUUCUGUACUCAUCAUCCAACUGUAUGGAAGCAUAAAUUAUUUCCUAAGUCCCUGCAGUCUCUCUUAAUAGAAAGCAAGUUUUCUUAACAUGCCAUCUCAGAAAUACUGAUGACAUUUGCCUUACUUUCAUCCUCUUCUUUCCUGUGUGAAACGGAGAUAGAUAACCAAAUACUCUAGGCAAACUGAAUAUGCCUGUCUUUGUGCUAAAAUAUUCCAUAAAUCUUAAGGGUGUCCAAAGGUUCUUUAUCGUCCCUGUUUGUAAUCACUUUCUUACUUCUAUACACUAUAUGUAUGCUUCUCUAUCUGUUACACUUCCAGGCUGAGGACUCUUCUGAGACUUUUAUAGUCUUAUCUAUUUCAAAGCUGAAGCUCUGAAAAGAUACCUAAUAUUUUUUAAAAAAUCUACUUCAUCUAUUUAAAAGAAAAUGUUACAAAGAAAGUGAAACUGAUUUUCUUCCUUUAGUACUUUUCACAUGGCAUGUCUUUGGAUAACUUUUCCUAGGGUUUGGUAGUUGUGGUUUGGUUGGGUUUCCUUUGAAAGUGGCAGUCACUUUAAUAAGAAUAAUGAACAAGGAACUGUUUUUGUCCAAUUCUGCCAUGAACGUAUAUUCCCUAGCCAGAUCUUUAAUCUUACCAGUGUGUUAUGUUUGUGAACUACAAAAUAAAGGUAGUGAUAGGUUCUACUAUAGCCCCCUUGGGGAUAUUUGGGAGUAAUGAGAGAAAAAUAUAUAGUGACAUUUUGAUUGUUAAUGCUAAUGGGAAAAAAGUGAUAUAAUAUGUAGAGAAUCCAAAUCAAUUGUCCUUCAUUUUAGAAAGCAGUUUAACAUGUAAGUGUUCAAAGACGCGAUUCAGAUAUAAACACCCCACUCUAUAGUGAAAGACUUUUCUCAUUAUGUUCCCCUGGUUUAGCUAGCAGCCAGGGAGAUGAUUGCCCUUUAGAGAGAGCUCAGACCUAUGUACCAAUCACCCGACGUGGAUUGUAUGAGUCAACGCUUUUUAGCUCUUCAGGCAAGACAUUCUUACUCCUAUCAGUUGGACCUCCAUGCCAUACAUUUCUAAGAAUUAAAUUCCUAGAUGGAUUAAAUGUAGUAUGUGAAUGUUCUGUGCAAAAGCCAAUAGAGUACAACAAGUGACUUGAAUGAUUUUUUCCUAACUUGUUUGCAACUGAUAGCUCAUAUUGAAUGUUUUUAUGUAAACUUUGUACUGUUGGGAAGAAUUACCCAAUCAGAGAUUUAUAUUUUCAUAAAUGUUACAUUUAGUUAAAUUUUGUUACGGAGUUGUUACACUAGAAAAUUAUUUCAGUCUUCAAAUACUAUACAGUCUUGUGUAUGUAUUGUUUGUAUGAAUAAAAGACAAACCACUUA